AUGGAAGCAAUUGCUACUGGUGCUGCUGCCAAUAUCUCUUCUGAAACUGCAAAGGGUAUCUUUCAUGAAGCAAAACGUCAUAUCAGAUAUGUAGUUUUCUACCAGAGAUACGUCAAGAAUUUCGAAGACAAACUUCAGAAGUUGAUGGACAAAAGAUCAAGCGUGCAGCAAGAUAUUUUUGUUGCAGAAAGGAACGUGCAGAAGAUUAAAGCGGAUGUUCAGGGUUGGUGCGAUAGAGUGGACAAGGUUAUCGCUGAAGAGGAGGAUAAAGUGGAUGAUCUUCAAGUCAAAGCAAACAAGUGCUUCUUUGGCUUCUGUCCCAACAUCAAGUCUCGACACAAGCUUAGCAGGAAAGCGGAAGAAGAUGCCGCAGCUUUUGAUGAGCUUGUCAAAGAAUGUCAAUUUAGCAGCGUGGGCUACCGUGAUCUUCCACAACCCAUAGUGGGUACAGACUUUGAGUCCUUUAAAUCAAGGGAAAAGGUUGUCGAUGAAAUCAUGGAGUCACUGAAAGAUUCUACUGUGAGCAUGAUCGGAGUGUACGGGAUGCCUGGCGUGGGGAAAACAUCACUAGUCAGAGAAGUUCAUAAACAACUCCAGGAGGCUAAGUCAUUUGAUUCGGUGGUUAGGGUCACUGUAUCUCGGACACCUGACAUUCAGAAAAUCCAAGACGAAAUAGCAGAAUAUUUGGGUUUGAAGAUCGAAGAAAAGAGUACAGUUGUAAGAGCUAGUACAUUACGUGAAAGGUUAAAUCAAGGGAAGAAUCAGGAUAAGAGGGUUCUUAUUAUUCUGGAUGAUAUUUGGAAGAAACUGGACCUAGAGGAAGUCGGAAUUCCAUUUGGAAGUCAACACAAAGGAUGCAAGAUACUGUUGACGUCAAGAAAUGAAAAUGUUCUAAGCAAUGGAAUGGGUGCUACAAAGACUUUUAAGCUUGGUGAUUUAGAUGAAGAAGAAGCCUGGGAGUUUUUUAAGAAGAUGGUUGGGGACAGUUUUGAAAGCGAUAAAGAGCUGCAAUCUACAGCAAUUGAGGUAGCCAAAAGAUGUGCAGGAUUGCCGCUUGCCAUUGCCACAGUUGCUAGGGCGUUGCAAAAAAGAAGUUUAUUUGUUUGGAAUGAGGCUUUACGACAGCUACAGAGGCCUUACUCAGAAAAUCCAAGCGAGAUAUCUGCUGAGGUAUAUUCUGCUAUUGAAUUGAGUAUCAAUCAGCUAUGGGGUGAAGACCUCAAGCAGGUUUUCUUGCUUUGCAGUCUAUUGCGUCGUAACACUAGAGUUGAAGACUUGUUGAGAUAUGCAAUUGGUUUGGGUUUAAUUAAGGGAGUGGGCACCCUGAAAGAAGGACUAGAUGCGUUGUUAACAAUGAUGAGUACCCUGAAAGCAUCUUGUUUGUUGCUUGAUAGUAACACCAAUGAUGAAUGCUUUGAUGUGCAUGAUCUUACUUAUAUUGUGGCCAAAUCAAUGGCUUCCAAGGACAGUCAUGUGUUUUCCUUGAAAAAUGAUGAUGUUACGAUGGAUUGGCCAAAUGAAGAAUCAAUGAAAAAGUGCAACAAGAUUUGUUUGGAAUAUCCUACUCUCAACAGUCUUCCUGACCAGUUAAAUUGUCCACAACUUUCUCUUUUCCUUUUGUUUAGCAAGGAUCUUUUCCUGACGUCGGAUGACUUCUUCAAGAAAGCAACAAAUCUUAAAGUCUUAGCUUUGGCUAGAAUGCAAUUUUCUUCUUUACCUUCAUCAAUUCGUCUACUAACAAGCCUCAACACAUUGUGCCUAGAUCACUGCAAACUGGGAGAUAAUAUUAGCAUUAUUGGAGAGCUAAAGAGCUUGGAAAUUCUUAGCCUUUUGGAAUCUGAUAUUAGAUUUCUACCAAAAGAAAUUGGGCAACUGGUGAAGCUAAAGUUGUUAGACGUGAGUCGUUGUGCUAAGCUCAAAACAAUUUCAGACGGUGUGUUGUCAAGUUUGUCAAGAUUAGAAGAAUUAUAUGGGUGGGACUUCUAUUCAAUGGGGACAAAGCAGUGCCACUCUUGCUGA
Molecule: messenger RNA, 2019 nt
Organism: Hibiscus syriacus
Lineage: Eukaryota; Viridiplantae; Streptophyta; Magnoliopsida; Malvales; Malvaceae
Product: probable disease resistance protein At4g27220
Exons: 1
Coding region: 1-2019 (672 amino acids)
Molecular function (GO): ADP binding; ATP hydrolysis activity
Source: RefSeq, a predicted model, not a curated record